Exserohilum turcica Et28A is the source of this 7805-nucleotide messenger RNA. RefSeq lists its product as uncharacterized. NCBI's taxonomy places the organism in Eukaryota, Fungi, Ascomycota, Dothideomycetes, Pleosporales, Pleosporaceae. Gene Ontology annotation, biological process: protein deubiquitination. The record is from RefSeq and is a predicted model, not a curated record. The coding region runs from base 1 to 7395 and encodes 2464 amino acids. Gene Ontology annotation, molecular function: cysteine-type deubiquitinase activity; cysteine-type endopeptidase activity. The transcript has 7 exons. Gene Ontology annotation, cellular component: nucleus; cytosol.
AUGACCUCGCCGCAUCAUGGCCUAGUGCAGUCUGCCGCUGCCGACGAGCCAGCAACCGCCGCCCCCGCCUCGCCGCCGCGCCGUGAUCCCAUUGAAGACGCCGACGCGAGCUACACCCGCAAACGCCCCCGUCUGCACAGCGGCAGCAACAGCCUGCGUGCCAUGUCUGCCGAACCACACACCCCGACCAACACAGCCGCAUCGCCCCCGGACGCCCACGUAGAGAUGACCAUACGCUCCCACCCGCCCUCUUCCCCGGUACCUGCUGGAGACGAGAACCAUAGCCGCGAAACCGCCCUUCUGCAGAGCCCACUGCCUGCCCACGCCCGCUCGCCCAUCGUCCUCGCUAGUUCCGAUGACGAGGCUGCAAGCCCGCCCGUCAUGGUCAUCGACGACGACGACGACGACGACGAUGACGACGUCGUGGCCUUGUCCAUGCACAUGGAUGCCGAGGACCACUUCCGCCAGUUUCCCUUUGCAAACGUUGGCAGCUAUGUCACUGUGGUCCGAGAACUGGCCCAGCAUAUCCAAGAUAGUAUCGAUCUUGACCCCGACCUCUUUCUGAGCUUGUCGCAAUGGCUCCUCGACAUCCCCGACCCUUCCGCCGACAUGCAAGGUUUCUACGUGAGCAAGGCGCCAUUCUGGGAUGAUGUUGCCGUCCUGAUACACAAGACCUUGGUUCGCAGGGUAGCGUUUGGCCACCGCCAUGACCAUCGGACAGGCGAUGUCUUCUACAGCUUCUUGAGCGCCUACGUCAGGAUAUGCUCCUUUCUCCUGCUCGUCGACGCCCAACUCAUUUCUCAGCCACGGUCGGACGACACAUAUCUUUUGCCUCUCAUUAGCCAAAAGCAUCUUCGUCAUUUGCACACCAUUCUUCGCCCCGAUAAAGCGCCAGUCUAUCAUAUGAUCAGCAAAGAGUAUUCCGUGGAUAUCCGCAAGAUGGUUUUGCGGCUACAGCAGGACUUCCUGGCCGCCAACGGUGCUCGGAACCUGCUUCAGCUGGCCAACGAGGCGAUCCUUCAAGUACCUACGAGCGUACAGCAUCACAUUGCCGUGUUUGCUUCGCCAGUGUUGAUUGCAUUGGGCUCAUUGUUAUUUCAAAGUUCCCUCCCAAGUAGCGAGCACGAGCGAAGCGACUUAAGCCGCGGUACCCUGCUAUACUUGGAAAAGUACAUGGACGAUUUGUUCAACUUGAACAGAACCAUUGAAUCCGGCGUUGCGCGAGAUCUCAUUCAGCACUUCCAUGCCCUGUUAUUCGAGCUCUGCGUUUGGGACAAGAAGAUAGAAGCGGACCUGGUGGAUAGAUUUCUGGACUUUAGGAGCCCCGAUUCGCCAACGACUUCAUCCCCCACCGAGAUCGCCCCUCCAGGAUGCCAGGACGAGUAUCUCAAAGACCCAGAGUGUUUCCCAGCUCUAGUGGCCAAUGCCUGGCGGUUCAAGAUUCUGCGCAAAUAUUUGACCAAGGGCAAGAUGGACUUGCGAGUGAUGAGUAUUGCCGCAAUGGAUGUGGGCUUGGUCGAGAUUUGGAAGCAGUACAGUGAAAACGACGUGGCAUGCAAGCAUCCGGUCAUGCAAUACCUCGCAGACUUUCUCCUCGAAGGAAACAUUGUCGACUACAUCAUCAGCGUCGACUCGCAUCCACAACUUAUCGCGCGCAGUGGGAACAUUAUCGGGUUUCUCGUUGUAACCCAACGUUGGUCGGAUAGGCAAGCAGAUGCUAUCUGGAAUACGGUUGCAACAAAUCCCGAUCCCCGUGUCGUUUCAGCAACCAUGACCAUGAUGCGAGCCAUCAUCAACCUGAUGAAGAUUACCGAUCACUUGUACCUCUGCAUCAAGCUCCACGAUCUCCCUAUCAGUAGCUACACCAUGGACAUUCUACGUUUCCUCCGCGAACUGAGCGGCAAGAUUGUGGAGAGGGCUUCUCCCAACGACCUUAUAACAAGGGACCGAAGAGCAAGGCCAUGGAACGUUUGCGUCCGCAUGAUUUGCGAUACAGUUGCCCAAAAAGAGCCGGAGAAGGAACUAAUGGAUCUUCACAACGAAGCCAUCGACCAUCUCCGCACUUUGGCCCCACAUGUCCCUGUCGAUGAGCGCCUCACCAUUUACCGUGAGUGUGCCGAUCACAUCAGCAGUCACUCCGAAAAGGCGACCGGCAGCGUAAAGGUCAUUUACACGCUUGCAUCACCACUCCAUACAGGUGAUGGCUUCUUUUUCCAGCAAAACCAGGAUGUGACGCGCAAGAUUUUGGAAGAAAUCCCGUGGUUGGUUGAGAGGGAGAAAAAGGCGGAGUCAAGUGCAUAUCAGCUCUUGGCUCUUCGCUACAGACUGGAGCUUCUUGCGCUCAUGAUAUGUCGCGCCGGGUCUGCCAUACCUGUCGAACUCCACCAUAACCUUUGGGAGCAUACUGUUGGUCCCCACGCAAUCUCGAAUAACGCUCGGGACUGGGCAUGGGCACAGCUAUUCCAAACGAUCAAGCUCAUCCCUGAUAACGAGUACUGUCAGCAACUUGUUUCUUCUUACCUCCACAACAUGGAGCCUAGGCUUUACACACCUGGCAUGUUCGAAUUCGUUGCCAACUACAACUUUCCUGCUAUCAGGGAGCUGGUUGCGACCAAUGAAGGGGAGAAAAUAGUAUUGCAGAUUCCUGGGGCUCCUCUGCUAUGGUCUAUGGUCCUCUUGUCGCCAGAAGGCACUGUUGAAGAUCGCGCUGCGCGUCUUCUCGCCGGCCGCUAUGUCCAGAUCAACGAGGUCGAGGGUAUAACGCUAGGAGAUAUGGAAGCCGCCCACGUUGCCCUUGUCGAGAAAUGUAUGCAUGAAAUACGGGACGCGUGCAAAACCGUACGCGAGUCACAUUCCGACGACGGAACCUCAACAGUAUCCGAUGCGAUACGGCACGAGAAAGAAGGACGCUGUCGAAGAAUCAUUUUGUUCCAAAAGUUGCUACUUGAGCGAUUACGGCAGAGACCAGAGUUCAACCGUGGCAGGCGAGCGGACUCCAAGGUUGACGAGACGGACUUCCCAUACGGAGAUGCGAUCACGAUACGCUUCCAGUGCGCUAACGGCGAACGGCAAGCAGUAUCGAUGAGCCCAGACAACACUUUGGAUGAUCUCUAUCGUAGGCUUUGUUGCGUCUCUGGCUAUACUAAGCUUAAUCUUUUUGCAAAGGGCCAGAGGGUUGAUGUAGCUGCCGGGUUGAACGACAAGAUCAAAGAUAUUGAUUUUGGGGGCCAGCUUUUGGUGCAGAGAGCGCCUGACGCAAAGGUCACUGGUCCAUUGUCGGAAUCGAUUGCUGGAUCUUCGGUGUUUGAAUCCACUGUGGCCAAAUACUUUGGUGAGCUGUUCUCGUUGAUGGACUCGAACGACACCAUUAGUCAACUGCUCUUCGACUACCUAAGCUUCUUCCCAGCGCGAAACAAUGUUCCGGACAGCGUUGUAGCGGAUGAAGCCACUUCUGAAGCCCUUUUCCCACCAGGGAAAUUUUGUCAGGCAAGAUAUGCAGCCUUGGCUCUCCAAGCUAGGCUGCGCGAGCAGAUUCGGAAUUCAAACUUGGACGAAAGCUUCUUGGGUAAGGUUGUGCAUCACUUGAACGAUGCUCUCCUCGAUACAAGGUUGAUUGGCGAGACAAUCUCGAGUUUCCAAGAACUGCAGCUAGCAGCAGUCCUUGUGAACGUACUAUUGGACUUUCUCCGAGAGCGGCCUUCUCUUGAAAUCUCAACUGGCUAUUUUUCCGAGCCCGCUCGGCUUGCAGAUCGCCUCGUGGCGAUUCUGUUGGUAGCACUCGAGACAAACGAAGAUGCCUCUGUCGUGCAGGAUUGCUAUGGUGCUGUUCUCGAAGCAUCACUCCACUCUCGAGCCAUGUGGGAGGCUUUCGUUGAGCAUCCGCAAGUACCACGCUUGCACAGGAUCCUGCUCCUAGAAGACCCUAGAACACCAGUUCGGGAGCAUGUUGCGAGAAAGAUUGCGUCUGUAUGCGGAGGGGACCUUCCGUCAACCUGUCCACUGACCAAGGGCGAAGUGGCCAUCAAAUUCUGGACUGCCAUAUCUGCCAUUCUCCCAGACUCUGUACGCCAUUCUGCGCAAUCCAAGCAGCUUUUUGGAAUUGCCGACCAUGUUUUUCGGGCUCAGGACGAAUACCAGCGUAAGGAAGACCUGCUCCGCUCAUGGCUGACACAGUGGAGCGAGCUACUAUUGAGUUACAAACAUGUUGAGGUCGUGGGGCGCGAAGACACGGACCACGUCGUAUUUGGCCUGACGAAGCUCCUUCUUUGCUGUCUACUGUCACUCAAGUCCUUUAAACAACCAGUCAAUGCUGGAAGUAUCAUGGAAAACAUCUUCAAGAAGUGCAUUUUCAUCGAGAGUUCACCUACUGUGGACGCCAGCACUGUGGAAAUUCCAAUACUGCAGUCGCAUACAAGACGUGAGAUGUACGACUUGAUGUUAGCCUUGGUCGAUGAUAGCAGCACCUACAACCACCUCCUCCAGCUUGUGGGAGAGGUAGAGUUGGAGGAUUGCGAGCCAUCCCUAGCGACACUUUCAGUCGACCGUUCCAUGGAAAUCCGCUCCAGCACUGGUUAUGUGGGCCUGUACAACCCACGCGCCAUUUGCUACAUGAACUCGCUUCUUACCCAGCUCUUCAUGAACUUGAACUUCCGCAAGUUCAUACUUGGAUUGGAGCUUCAGGAGGGAAAUACCUCGCAGAGGCUUCUUUUCGAAACACAGAGGCUCUUCACCAACAUGCAACAUUCUUUCCGGCGGUCGGCUGAUCCGCGAAGCUUCGCGGCGUGUGUCAAAAACUCUGAGCUUAUGCCAAUCGACAUCAGCGUUCAGAUGGACGCCGACGAGUUCUACAACUCCUUGUUUGAUCAAUGGGAACGCCAGCUUAUCAAAGAGGAGAACAAACAGGAAUUCCGCUCGUUCUAUGGAGGACAAACGCUCAAUCAGAUCAAGUCAAAGGAAUGCGAGCAUGUUUCUGAGCGAUCAGAGACAUUUUUCGCAGUUCAAUGCGAUGUGCUAGGCAAGGCUACGCUCCAGGAGAGUCUCCAGGCUUUUGUUAGUGGCGAUGUCAUGGAAGGUGAUAACAAGUACAAAUGCGAGUCAUGCGACAAAUACGUCAAUGCGGUAAAGCGAACCUGCUUCAAGGAGGUGCCGGACAAUCUAAUCUUCCACCUCAAGCGCUUCGAGUUUGAUUUGGUCGACUUCAGCCGGCGAAAAGUCUACGAUCACUUUGAGUUCCCACCAUGCAUUGACAUCAAUGCUUACCAUGUUGACUACCUUGGUGAUCCAAGCAAACCGCAUGUGGAAGACAUCUUCGACCUUGUCGGUGUGCUCGUGCACACGGGUACUUGCGAACAUGGCCAUUACUACUCCUACAUUCGUGAGCGGCCUUGUCCAACAGGAAGUACGGCUCCAACCUGGGUCGAAUUCGAUGACAGUAACGUUGCUCCUUUCGAUCCAGCAGACAUUGCCUAUCGAGCAUUUGGGGGUAUGAGUGAUGAUACCUAUAGCCGUAUACCCAAGCAGUACUCGGCGUAUAUGCUAUUCUAUCAACGCCGAACCGCCAUCAACGAAGACCAGCGUAAAUGGGUUACCUCGACGGAUGGACGGACACUCAAAGUCCCUAUGCCACAGGCGCUCAAGGAAGAGGUCGAUGCGACCAAUGAGAACAUCAUCCGAGAGUACUGCCAAUUCGAUCCAAACCACACCAAGUUCUUGCGACAGCUUCAUGCCAUGUCACGCACGAUCAACCAUGGGUCUUGCUCUGAAGACCACGCCCAUGAAAAGCAGUCUUUGCAGAUCGUUCUCACACAUCUUGGCCAGAUUGCUUGGCGUCACACUUCCUCAGACAUCUUCACGGAAACCUUGCUUCAGCUCCGACGUUCAGUGCUUCCGUGCGCUAUGUGCUGUAACGUGGUACUCGAUCACUUUGCUAUGCACGAGGGUAUCUUACUGAACUUGCUCGUUCGUUGCCCACAUGCCAAGGUGCGGUCUCAGAUACGCAACUUCUUCAUUGAAUGUCUCAAGACCUUGCGCGAGAAAGAGCCAACCCUAUAUGGACUGGAGGGUACUGACAACGAUCUUGACUCUGAAUCUCUGGUCUUAACGGAGGGGACACUCAUAGAUGUCGCCAGCCGGCUACGCCAGGUUGCAGAUGAUACUUGUCAAAGCACCCGAGGCUGGGAUGAUUUCUACCUAACCUUGACUCAGGUCAUAGAUUUGGGCCAUGCCGAGACGACUGCUGUUUUGAAUCAUGGCUUCCUAGAGUUUUGCCUCAAUUUGCUUUCUAUGCAUGUGCAUACAGGCCUUCAGGAUGACUAUCCAGAGCUCUGGAGGAUUCUAAGCAAGAAAGCGGGGAUUUACAAUAGGCUUGUAGAGUUCUUCUCGACUUUGCUUUCGCGGAUGGAUACACGGCUGUCUCCGAUUGCCACAGGACUGGGCAAAAACCGUGGGCCUACGCUCGACCGGGAAUGCCUCAAGUUUCCAUUAACCCAUCGGGAGCGACAGAUGCUUUUCCAUUGGGACGUAGAGCUGAAAGCAAUCGCAGUCCUUGACAAUGCCUUGGAGAUGUUUGACCAGACCAAGUUGGACUACUUCUGCCCCGGUGAUAUCGUCAAAUCGAUGCUCGGUUUGGAGGACCCACAGGCCCAGUCUAAUCUCUUCAAGACUAUCAACGACGGUAUCAGCCUCGACCCUCCGUUCUGCGACGCAUACAUACGGGCAGCGCUAUCAUUCUGUGAGGCCUCCCCGGUCAUGGAAAAUGUCACCAAGGUCAUCAACACGGUAUGCAAAGCCAUCGCAUCGACAAGCCGAUUUGAAGAAGAACGGGCACCGGGCGGCAUGGCUGUGCUCGAUUUCUUCAUUGGCCUUUUAAAAGCUGUGAACGAAGUGCUCUUCGAACAAAGACAUCGAUACAUAUUCUAUUACUUGCUCUUGGCGAAGGCUCGCGUAUGGGCGCCCGCUCUACUCCUCAACCAUCUGGAGAGUGUACGCCAGGGCGCACAUAUCCUCGUGAGCGAGCUUUACAGCAGUCACGAAGACUGGCCUUCGGAUGUGCUGCUUGUCAAGUGGAGAACGCUCCGUGAUCUGCUAGGCGACAUGAUCCAGCGCAUCAUAUACGAAAAGGAUGCGGGCAUGCUGAGGAUGCAUCUGACUCCGCUCAUUGCCAGCUGUCAGUUCCUUGUUCAGCAAAUUCUCGACCUGUCCCAGGACGAGGAUCCGGACAUGGACCUGUACAGAGACGACGCAAACGAUAGUGCUCGCGUCUAUUCGUGGCGAACAGAAGUUGAGCCUCGUCUGCAAUCAUGGCCACAAGACGACAGCCUAUCAGCGGCCGACCUCUACGAGCAAUCGGACUUUGGUAGUGAGUCUGAUAUUGACGAGGUAGCUGAUGUUGAGUGAUAAUUAUUGACUCAGUCUGUUGUCGCAGGUGAUUCGGCAAAGACACUCGGUUCAUCGCCUCCUCCUAUUUCCAGUAUCGACCGUGCGAGUUAUGGUGCUGCCCGAUUUUUCAAAGACGAAUACUUGACAAGGGUCGAAAAUUCGUUUCUAAAUUCGAAGUCGUAAGACGGGAAAGGUUUCAAUUGCUCGACAGCUGGUCUAUUCUUGGUUGCCUGAUUUUGCACAAUUCUUGGGAAAAUGCCAAUUGCUUGGCCGACUGAUGUGCAGGAGGGCCUUGGGCAACGUUGGCGUUUAGAGUCUUUGCUCGUUAUCACGAUGAUUGUUUUAUGAUUUACAUUGGAGCGGCAUAGCGUGGGUGCUUGGGCGUGUUCGGAUGGGCUGUGGGAUGGGCUGAUGAUGCAUGACAUGGG